AAAAUGCUACUCAAGCUGUUUAGUCUGUCACACGAGCCGCGGACGUCAACACUUCAUUAACUUUUCGCUGGGAAGUUUGGACGAUCACUAACGCAGCCUCUAUCCCGAUCGAGCGCAAGAAUGGGGCGCCGUGUGAGCAUGGUACUGGCACUGGCACUCUUGUGGACAGCUACCGAAGCCUGCGACUCUGGAUAUAUCAGAUGUGCCUCCGGGGACAGAUGCGUUAAACUUGCAUACCUCUGUGACGGUGACAACGACUGCGGCGACAUGUCUGAUGAGCAUAUCUGUUCGGUGACCCGGUCAGACAAACAACUCAGGCACUUUGAUGCAACAGCAGGGCAAAUAAACACGCCAGAGAUGAUAACAUUCUACGAAACCACACUUCCUCCGACCACUACUCUGCCUCCUCCCCCCCCACCCAACAACGUGGAGGAGAGCGAGGCGCUGGGUCAGAAGUUCGCUCGGACCUUCAACGACACACUCCACCACCCAAGAUGCCCCAAGCUCUACACCAGCGUCGGGAACAAGUGCCUCUCUCUCCUCUACUUCGUCAAGGUCGGCUGGGGGGAGGCGAGGGCCCUGUGCUCGGCCGUCGGAGGGGAGCUGGUUCGCUACCCUUCUGCCUCCGACGGGGAGUUCGCCGCUCUCCUGAAGUACCUGCGGGGGAUACAGAUGACGACGGACUUCUGGGUGGGAGGCCGGUACACGAAGGACACCGAGGCGUGGACGUGGCUGGACGACGCCCCGAUGGACCUCGGCUCGCCCUACUGGGCCGUCAGACACACCGACAGUUGCAGCAGCCGCCAACAGGAGUCGGCGCCAGACGGCAAGCCUGAGGACGUCGCCUACUGGACCAACACUUCGGCCUGCUACCACUACGAGCAGGCGCCCCGGCGCGACUCCCACGAGCUCUGCGCCGCCGUCACCUUCCGCCACUACUUCUACAUGAGCGACGAGGACUGCCUCAGCGUCAGGAGCCCUCUGUGUGAACAUGUUCCCAGCACCGCCCAUGACCUCACGCUCGCUGGCGAUCCGUGAUCGUUGUACUACUUCAAGAACCCUUUUUGACUUCGAAUAUUUUUAUCAUGAAUCAGUUAUGCUUUUAACAUGUAUAUAGGCAUUUAUAGUAUAGACUUAAUACAAGAUAACUUUUGAAGAUUAACAAUUAUGUUCAUUUGCUUUAUAUACUAAAACAAUUGAGCCUUUGUCGAGUCUACCGUCAUUUUAGGCAAGAUACUACAUUACUAUGAUGGCUCAGUGUCCAUCACUGUCAAUGUUCAUAUGCGCGAAUACAGAUUAACAGCACGCACUCGUGUAAUUUGAAGUACAUGGUGCAUGUCAAAAAUACGUUGAAUACUGUAAACAGUGCACAUUAAAUCUAUUAUUGUGUGAUAGGCCCUUCGCAGUAUUAAGUAUUCUGAGGCGUCGAGCUUUUCAGCGCUUCCGUGCCACGGUAAAUUAACUGCCAUGAACGUUGAGACAGAAUGUCAGUCAUUAAUCUCAAGUACCUAAAAAGGCUACUGAGAUGGGUAUCAUAUAUGAGCGUUUAAAUAUAUAUACAUCAUCUGUAUGAGUAAGUUAAUAAAAAGGUGACUGUA
Molecule: messenger RNA, 1598 nt
Organism: Penaeus indicus
Lineage: Eukaryota; Metazoa; Arthropoda; Malacostraca; Decapoda; Penaeidae
Exons: 8
Coding region: 121-1038 (305 amino acids)
Molecular function (GO): protein binding
Source: RefSeq, a predicted model, not a curated record